GUGCUUUUUUAUUUUUGCUUCUCGAAAAUUUGCAACUUCGAUUCAAUUCGAAAAAAACUUUUUUUUUGAACUAUUUCUUUUCUCUUGUUUUUUUUUCAAAUUGCAUUCGGUCACUGCAUUUACGUUUCCUUUUUCUAAUUGCCAGACUGCUUUUUAUCAAACAUUUAGUUUUUUUUUAUUGGGAGCGUGUGCAUUUGCCUUUACGCGUCCACAACCUUUUUCCUUUUCCUUUUAGCGCUGCAUACUGACUCCACUCAAACCACCACUCUUUAGAAAUAAUAAACGCGCACAGCCAUAUAAAACCUGUCUUUUCAGCGGGUCUUUUGCUCGACCUGAAUUCAAAUUUCAACGCGCAAAUGGCCAGCCGCAAACUGACAUUUGACGCGUCGCGUCCGGUAACGCGCAAUUUGGGAGCUUCUCCGAUAACGCGCGCACAGCAACAGGCCAGCUCGCAGCAAGCAAGCGGAUUCAUAUCACCCUCCCGUGCGCUGGCUACACCGACCAGACCGUCACAGCGUGCCUCGCUAUCUCGCGUUCAGCAGUCGCGGCGCGAGACAAUUGCCUUUGGCACACCACUCCUAUCGCCCGCGGCGCGACGCAACCCGCUGCAGGCUAUCACAGAGCAGGAGCGGCAGCGCAAUAACAAGGGCCAGGAUCACGAUGGCGCCGAAUCUGCGCUGCAGUAUAUCCCGCGCGUUGGUGGAGGCAGCAAAAACAUUGAGGCAGCUGGCUCUGGAGCCCAGGGCUUGUCGGCCGAGCAGCAACACAACCAACAGACGUCGCGCGUGGCUGACUGGAUCUUUGCAUACAGGCGAGCGUUUCCAAACUUUGUGUUUUACUUUGAAGGCAUAGACGAGGGUGCGCAGCAGCGGCUGGCCGCGCCAAUUCGCGCAUUGGGAGCCAAGGUUGAGACCUUUUUCUCAGCGCAGGCAGUAACCCACGUUAUAGUAGAGAAUUCCAGCGCCAUCGCCGAAAACUCUGCAAGUAGCUCGCAUGUGGUGGCACUGGCCAAACGAUUCCAGCUGAAGAUCUGGGAUAUCGAGAAGCUCGAGAAGCGCGUGCUUGUGUUUCUGCUUCCUGGGUUCAACGCGUCUACAGUGCAGACCCCCUCGGUUGUGACGGCCAAGCGCAAGCUUAACGAGGCGUUCUCGGCCGAGAAGCUAUAUGCUAUGCGGCACAAGACCUUUGAGGGCGCAGCAGUAUCGCACGGCGUGGACUUUUACUACUUUAAGCACUACUAUGUACUGGUCGAGGAUGACACGCAUCUCAACCGCCCGGCCAUUCUAGAGGACUACCGCCCGCCUGAGAAUGGCCGCGACCCCCCGUGGCCCAAGCUGUACAUGGUGCCGACGGGUCGCUGCCCCUUUGUGCAGUACGAGGAUCCGACGACUUCCAGCAAGGGCAGCGACUCGGAUGGCGACGAUAACAAGGAGAACGUGUCGCCCGAGCCCGAGCGCGCGCAGAUCACGGCACAGCUGCUCGGCAAGGCUCCCGCGACCCGCCUGCAGAACGCAUCGCGCCGCAAAACGUGGACUCCCUCGGCUAUCCGUGCCGUGGAAACCCCCAAUAUUGAGAAUAAUUCUCCGCAGCCACAGCCACUUGCUGCGCCACAUCCCAAACACAUGUCUAACAUGGCAACUAGAUACAACCCGAUGGUGACCCCAACGCGUCCCUCACGCGUGCUAUUGCCCGCAAACACCAUGAUGGGCCAGCAGAUGGGUGCACGGCCCUACGACGCGUCAGGGGUCAUGGACUCGAACGCGUCAGGCAUUUGCCAGGGACUCGGCGUCACGUCUACAUCCACAGCGUUCCAUACGGGCGCCAUUGACCCGGUUUUGCAGCACAAUUUCUUACAGAACCUCAACGGCGGCCUUGUCACCCACUUGUCGAAGCUUGAGCAGCCCGUCGCCCGCGUCCCCCAGCCGCAGCCCUCGACGACACGCAUGGAUGGACAUGUUCCGCCGGAGCCGCGCACAAAGAAGCCCCGCGUGCCCGUUCGCCGGCCCACAGUUGCUCGGCCCGGGUACUGCGAGAACUGCCGUGUCAAAUAUGAAGACAUGAUGGACCACGUGAAGUCGCCGCAGCACCGUCGGUUUGCCUCGAAUGAACGCAACUGGUUUGAUUUAGACACGCUGCUCAACAACGUCAAACGCCCAGUGUGUAAGCAAGGCCCUGAUAUGGCCGCGCACCACGCGUUAUACGCGCUUUCUUCUGAUGACGCGAGCCACGAUGUCAGCUCUGUUGCUGCGUCCGCCCUGCCGUCGUUGAAUGGCACUUGGGCAGGCACGGCGUUUGCUGCCGAUCAAUUUGGACACCCGUCGCUUAGCGCACAUAUGAUGGCAUCUGGCCGUCUGAGUACCGAGAUUCCCUUGACCGCCACGACGACAACUACCGACGGCGGCACCGCUGCCUCCAAUGCCUCCCGCCCCGCUCCAUCGAUCAUAGAUUUGACCUUUUCCAACCCACAUUCGAACUCGUCGUGUGCCUCGCCCGGUGCGACCAACGACGAGAAAGCCAAGCUCACACAGUCCACAGCCGACGCCACGCUGCUUCCCAUUACGCCACUUGCCCAGCGUGGCAACUGCGGCGCCAAUAACAACAGAAGCAGCAGCACCGCUGCGCUAGUUUCCUACCUGGAGACACCCCAGUUUCGCAACCAGCAGGUGCGCAACCCCUACGACGAUGCGGCCACGCUGGUUGGUCCGGGGACCAGCCGCAAGAGCCAGCACCAGAGCGCCCUGGAGACGCCCACUCAGAGCACCAAACAUGUCGACUUGAUGAGGAAAGCUGGCAAUGGCUCUACGCUUGUCCAGCCAACACGCGUGCUGCCCAAGUUCUGCACGGAGAGCAGUGCGGAGACUCUUCCAAGCACCACUAUUAUUGCAAAGAGCGACAUUGCCAACCGACUGUGCAACAUGAUCCACGGAGAGAGCGAAGCACUUUGACUUGAUGUUAAUAUUGUUUCAAUGUUCUUUUUUGGUAAUUAUUUUUUGUUUGAAUGUUAAAACAUUAAAACAGC
This is a messenger RNA of Kickxella alabastrina, 3019 nucleotides long. RefSeq lists its product as uncharacterized. The transcript has a single exon. Gene Ontology annotation, molecular function: zinc ion binding; protein serine/threonine kinase activator activity; nucleic acid binding. Lineage: Eukaryota; Fungi; Kickxellomycota; Kickxellomycetes; Kickxellales; Kickxellaceae. Gene Ontology annotation, biological process: regulation of cell cycle phase transition; positive regulation of nuclear cell cycle DNA replication. Gene Ontology annotation, cellular component: nucleus; Dbf4-dependent protein kinase complex. The coding region runs from base 357 to 2945 and encodes 862 amino acids. The record is from RefSeq and is a predicted model, not a curated record.